Messenger RNA from Protopolystoma xenopodis, 984 nucleotides. Lineage: Eukaryota; Metazoa; Platyhelminthes; Monogenea; Polystomatidea; Polystomatidae. The record is from the annotation of a GenBank genome assembly.
AUGACUCGGCAUAAAUUUGGCUUGCCCAACUUUUCGGCUCAACAUCCUCCCUUUCCCCCUCUCUCCUUCACCUCUGCUCCACAGGGUGCCGUCAAUCUGGCACCCUUCCUGACCUCUGCCGGCAUGGCCCACGCAUCGAGUCCCGGCCUGGGCCAACCGGUUCCCCACUCGGCCGCGGCCGCCACCCUCUCCCGGUCCCCGGUCUCGGGGGGGCCAUCGUCAGCCUCGGCCCAACAGCAACCACCAGCACCGACACCAGCACCUCCGCCCCACGCAAUCACUAUGGCAACGGCCGCCUAUAAUCAGGCGGCUGUAGUUGCGGCCGCCGCGGCUGCAGCCGCGGCAGCAGCUGCCGGUGGCGGCUACAUCAGCCUACCCCACGCCGGGGGACCCCCGUCGGUGAUGUCGGCGCCGCCGGGAGCGCACCACCACACGGGGGGACUGGGCCUGCAUCCGGCCAAACGACCCGCCCUCUCGGGCACCCCGAAUGGCUCCACGGGCUCGGGUUCCGCAGCCUCCGGCAACGGACCCGCCACGGGACUCGAGCUCAGUCUGGCCAUGGGCCUCGGCCUCAGCGGCGGUGGCAACGGCGGCAACGCUGCUUGCCCGAGUUCCAGUCCCGGGCCCGGACCCGGACACGGGCCUGCCGAAGUCGCCGGAGUCGUGACGGGGGAUGCACGAGGCCUUUUGAUGAAUGGUGUCAUGGGCCUCUUGAAUGGUCCCGGCUGCCUUUCACGUGGAUAUGUACCAGCUACGGUCGGUUCAGAUCUGGCCAGCUCACGCGUGGCCAGCUCCACGGCGACUCCGACCACCGAAGUCACGGUGACCGGGGCGUCGGUGGCGCCGGGAGAGCUGAUUUUCACGACAAACGAACUCUUUGCGACCGCUGGGCCGGCGGGAUUCGCGACUGGACCCUCACCGGCCUGCGCGGGACCAAUCGCCGGUUUCUACGAUCCAACAUGUAUGAGAUCUUCUGCUCUGUAA